Molecule: messenger RNA, 1056 nt
Organism: Histoplasma mississippiense
Lineage: Eukaryota; Fungi; Ascomycota; Eurotiomycetes; Onygenales; Ajellomycetaceae
Product: elongation factor G
Exons: 4
Coding region: 1-1056 (351 amino acids)
Biological process (GO): mitochondrial translational elongation
Cellular component (GO): mitochondrion
Molecular function (GO): GTPase activity; GTP binding; translation elongation factor activity
Source: RefSeq, a predicted model, not a curated record
AUGAGGGCUCAUUCUCUUUUUAGGGCUCAAGUCCGCUCUCUUACUAGGCCUUCUGGAGUUUCAACUAAACUCCAAUGCGGCGUCUAUCGACGAUUCAUUACCACUGCUCCUCUCCGAAGCUUCGCUACUAUUCCCCGUAGCGCCCCGGUGAUAGGACGAUGGCAGCAGGUCCGAUAUUCCUCUGCCGCGGCUUCUGUGUUGGAACAUGCUGCAGCGGACCCAACUACACUCACUCAAUCUGCGAUCAUUGAAAAUAUGGAUGAAGCAGAAAUGAAUCGGUUAUCUAAAGUCAGAAACAUUGGAAUUGCGGCACAUAUCGACAGUGGUAAAACCACUUCGACAGAGCGAAUCCUUUACUAUACCGGCCGUAUCGCAGCUAUCCACGAAGUCCGCGGACGGGAUUCCGUUGGUGCUAAGAUGGACUCCAUGGACCUGGAGCGUGAGAAAGGUAUCACGAUUCAAUCAGCGGCUACCUUUUGCGACUGGGUCAAGCGAGAAAAUGGAAAAGAAGAAAAAUACCACAUCAAUUUAAUUGAUACGCCUGGACACAUCGAUUUCACCAUCGAAGUUGAGAGAGCCCUGCGUGUUCUGGAUGGCGCAGUCUUGAUUGCCUGUGCCGUGUCCGGUGUUCAAUCACAGACUAUGACCGUCGACCGACAGAUGAGACGCUACAAUGUUCCGCGAAUUUCUUUCAUCAAUAAGAUGGACAGAAUGGGUGCAAAUCCUUUCAAGGCCAUUGAGCAAAUUAACCAGAAGCUGAAGAUUGCGGCUGCCGCUGUUCAAGUACCAAUUGGCGCUGAGGAUGAAUUUGAGGGCGUUGUGGAUUUGAUUCGGAUGAAGGCUAUCUACAAUGAGGGUUCCAAAGGUGAAAUUGUAGUGGAAAGGGAUGAAAUUCCAGAGAAAGUCAAGGCCAUCGCAGAAGAGCGGAGGAGAAUGCUUAUCGAAACGCUCGCCGAUGUGGAUGAUGAAAUUGCUGAGCUUUUCCUCGAGGAGAAAGAACCCACUCAAGAGCAGAUCAAGACUGCAAUUCGACCCCAUGCUGGAUGGCGUUUGUGA